Messenger RNA from Cooperia oncophora, 369 nucleotides. The record is from the annotation of a GenBank genome assembly. Lineage: Eukaryota; Metazoa; Nematoda; Chromadorea; Rhabditida; Trichostrongylidae.
AUGGUGACUAAGGUUUUCGAGCUUUCCAUAGCCCUGAUUGUGCUUGUCUAUGGCAUCGUCUUCACCAUAUCUGCUCGAAGCGAUGUUUGUGCGGUUUGCCUUAUGGAAAUGUGGGAAGAAGCCCGAGUGACGCCCUGCAAGCAUUUCUUCCAUGGAGCAUGUCUUAGGAAGUGGCUAGCAGUGCGACAGGUCUGUCCGCUAUGCUAUUCAGAGCUACUGGACCCUAUAAGUGAGCCGACCACUGAAGAACUCAGAAGAGAGGCAUCACCUGAACGUGAACGUGAAAGGUUACGCGAAAGGAAUACGGAAUGGAGAGAAUUGCGGGCCAUAGAAGGAGCUCGUGACAUGUGGCCGUUGAUGGAACAGUAA